CUCUUCUGCCGGCGCUCUCUGACUCUGUUUUUUUUUUUUUUUUUUUUUUUGUUGGUUAUGAGGCACUGGUGAGAAUCUGGCGGCCAGAUUUGUCACCAGGUGAUGGGCUUAGAUUAGCCCUUUCGCCCCUGCUGUUUUCUGUGUGAUUUUUGCUAUGUGAAAGCGGUGUGAAUAAGGUGAGCAGUUGUGUGUGUGGAAGAAGCCCCAAGAAGGGGGAUGGAAGUACCAUCAUUGUGUACGAUUUAACCUGUGGUAGAAGAGGUCUGAAUUGUAUGUGUAGUGGUAGUGCCCGGGUAUGGGAGCAACUAUGCUCACCAGGGGAGCCGAACUCAGGUCUCAAGGUGCCCCGAUCACCAAGCGACGCCUUAUCCAAUUCACCUUCCCGCCCCCUUGACUCUGGUUCUGACAGAUUUAACCGUGAAUCACCGGAACAAAUCAUCGAAAUGGAAGACAAGUGGAUCUGUCUAUGUUGCACACUGUUGAAUGACGCCACGGUCGAGAAAUGCGUCGCUUGCGAGACUGAAAAGGGGCAAAAGGGCAAUCAUUCAUCUACAUCUUCUGGAGAAGAUUCAUCUAAAGAUUUUGCUGAACAUUAUUACUAAUAUUUGAAUGAAAAUCUGGAUGCCGAUGAUGAAGGAGAUUAAGUGGAGGAUUCAGACAAAGAGGAGACAGAGGUAGCUGCGAAGGAAGAAAAAGGAGAGAAAGCUGAAGAAGGAGAAAAUGAAGCGAAAAAGAGAGUGGAG
Messenger RNA from Daphnia pulex (common water flea), 743 nucleotides. RefSeq lists its product as uncharacterized. Bases 273 to 602 code for a protein of 109 amino acids. NCBI's taxonomy places the organism in Eukaryota, Metazoa, Arthropoda, Branchiopoda, Diplostraca, Daphniidae. The record is from RefSeq and is a predicted model, not a curated record. The transcript has 5 exons.